GCUGCUCACACACACACACCUACACGUCGAGGUAGACCGUCCGCCGGCCGGCCGGCCCUGUGCCGGGCUGAGCGCGGCCUUCAUCUGCUGUCCAGGAAGCCGCCGAGUCUCUCUCUCCCACAGACAGUGACCCAGUAAAAUGGCCCAGAGCACUCUGAGAGGGAAACGAAGUGUUCCCCUCACUACCUCCAAUGUACUGGCAGUAGUGAGGGAGGUGAAGAGGUGGUGGGGUGGAUUGGGGAGUGGGUCAUUGACACGUACCUCUACAUACCUGAAUCAAAGCAGAAAGAGAUCACGGCCAACUUCCCAGAUGAGAUGGAUCAAAAGCAGCAGGCUAUAUCCUACUGGAUCAACACCGACCCUCUAGCCAGCUGGAGGAGACUCAUUAUUGCCCUGGACAGGAUGGGAGAAACAGAGCUGGCCGACUCUAUAAGAUCCAAUGCUGAACCUCUCACUGGUAUGUGUAUCCAUAGCAACCAACAUGUUUGUGCUGGCUAAUCAU
This is a messenger RNA of Geodia barretti, 502 nucleotides long. The record is from the annotation of a GenBank genome assembly. Lineage: Eukaryota; Metazoa; Porifera; Demospongiae; Tetractinellida; Geodiidae.